CCGGGUUCCAUGCGAGCUAACGAUGAACUCCUAAACAGGCGAGAGAGUACAUCUUCGCCUGCAGCUCAACACUGGACAGAAAAUGCUGUAGUUUCGAUCUGAAAUCGCGGAUAAAGUGGGCAGACGUUACCGAAAAAGGCACUCCCACACUUCUAUCGUAUAGCGGCCGGGUGUUUACAUUAUCAGAAGUACUUUGCAGCUAAUUAGCGGACGGUGCUGACACUGACAGCUGGCCCAGGAAUACACUUUUCUGCUAGCUAUCUUUCUUCAGCUAACUUCUGCUAGUACUGCUAGCUAACUUUAGCUGCGACUGGCUAGUUUUGCUACCUAACUUCUGCUAGCCGACUUUAACCAACUUUAGCUACUGUUUCUAGCCAACUUAAGCAAGUGUUGCUGGAUAACUUUAGCUAGCAGGUAGCAACUUGCGCUAGCCUGCGCCGCGACCAAGCCUCUUGGUUAGCAGGCUACAUUUGGGGCUAUUUCCAUGCUAGCGUAAGCGUGGGUCAACAUUCGUAAUAUUAUACUGCAACGACAACACUUCCACUAUGGACACUGGGAUCUUUUGCCACAGCAACAUUUUCCAUUCAUGUUGGUUCUGAGGACGAGGUUGUCCACCCCCUGUAAGUUAAGGCGAGAGUGUUCUACCUCCACAGUGAGUCGGUGAACCCCCUGACUCAGAAGUGCCAAGACCAGCAUGCCCCCUCCUCCCCCCCCUCCCCCGGGGCCUCCGCCUCCUCCCGCUCCUCCCACCUUCAGCCAGGCAAACACGACGCCUUCCAAGUUGAAUCGCGAUGGUACCAAGGACAGAGGAGCUCUGCUCUCAGACAUCUGUAAAGGUGCCCGGCUCAAGAAGACAGCCAUCAACGACCGAAGCGCACCGGUCAUAGAGAAAUCAGGAGGUGGAGGUGGAGGAGGAGGAGGUGGUGGUGGAGGAGGAGGAGGAGGAGGAGGAGGAGGAGGAGGAGGUUUUGGAGGAGGAGGACCAAUGCCAAUGGGAGGUCUUUUCCAAGGAGGCGUGCCCAAAUUGCGACCAGUUGGAGACGGAACGGUGGGUCGCUCCGCGCUGCGACCCCCAGCCUCCCGGCCCAGUGCCCCCCGCCCCCCCUCCGGCCGUUCCUCCUCCCCCUCCCCCCCUAUUGAGCACAAGCCUGCCCCGCCCGACCACCAGCGCUCCCACCGCCCCUCCCUCCCGGACCUCUCCCGCCCCCCUAGUUCCUCCUCUGGCUCGUCCCACUCCUCCGGGGGCGGCAUGAAGAACAGCACCUCGGCCCCGCCGCCUCCGCCGCCCUUCAACCGCGGCGGGGGUGGCGGGCGCUCCAACCCUCCCCCGGAGAGGACCCAGAAGGCCCCCGCCCUCCCGUCCUCCCACCACAGCCGAGAGAAACCCCUCCCCCCCACGCCUGGCCGAGGCCCCUCCUACAGCCCCUCGGUCCCGCCCCCUUCCAUGAAGCCACCUUCCUCCUCCUCCUCCUCCAGCAGACCCUCCCCCACGGGGGGCUCCUCGGCGCCUCCCCCUCCUCCCCCCUACCGCCAUCCCCCGGGGGGAGGGUCCAACGGGCCGAGCUACGUGGACGGGGCUCCGGAGCUGCCCCAGCGCCAGAACUCCCUGCACAAGAAGACCCCCAACAGCGGAGGCUCGCACGGACGCACCCACGCCCCCCCGCCUCCACCCUCGCCCUCCCCCGGCCCGCAGGGUGGCAGACCCCCUCCGCCCGCCAGGGAGCCACCGGGCCGCAGAACAGCUCCUCAGGCUCCCCAUCCAGGCACCCGCAACGGCGGCGGUCGGGACGCCCCGCCCCCUCCACCUCCCUAUCGCGGCCACAGCUCAGGUUCCUCCGAGCCUCACAGCAGGGGGGGUAGCAAACCUCCUCCUCCACCCUCCCUCUCCUCCUCCUCCCUCUCCUCCCUCUCCUCCUCCCGCACCCCGGCCGUUCCUCCCCCGCCGCCGCCUCCCCUCCGCAACGGCCACUCCAGCUCCUCCUCCAAGUCCAUCGUAGAUGACUUUGAAUCCAAGUUUAACUUCCAUCCUGUUGAAGACCUCCCCCCACCAGAGGAGUACCGGCCCUUCAGCAGGGUGUACCCCAGCAAGGGCACCAAGGGUAUGAUGCGAGGAGCCCCCCCAGCGCCCCCUGUAGGGAGGUGAGCGCAUGGCAUCCUCUGCUCCACCACACCAGGACUCAACUCACUUUGACCAAUCACAGGACAUAUGGGGGUGGGGGGUGGUUUAAGUGUGUAGACACGCACACUUAGCACACAACACUAAAGACACACUUAACACUAAAGACACACCAACACACAUUUGACACACCAACACUAAAGACGCACAUCAACACUUGAGACAAACACACUAAACACAAAAGACUAAAGAGCCACACACUAAGGUUAUGGGACAGCAAGACACUAAAGACACGCUGCAGAGCUACACUGAACACCAGCUGGAGGCAUGCAUGGGUUUGAGGAAACGUCUCCUGAAUGCCGCGGACUAUCGUCUGGGUGCUGACCCGCUGCACUGUGACCAUGUGACCCGGGUCGUCACGCCACACUGACACUGAGGACCUACAUCGGAAGAAGAAAAACAGAAAAAAAGUAAACCCAAUGCAUUCCCUUCUGUUCCUCUCUCCUUGCGACUCAUUCCAUGAAAAUGUUCUGAUUAUGUUUUGUAUACUGCGUUCCCUUCAGCCCUCCAGGGUACUAUUAUCUUAGCUGAGUGAUGCUUCGACCCUCCUGGGCCGCCACCAGUGGCUGGGAGCACCAUUGAGGAUUUAUUAUUUCCUUUUUGUUCUUUUGUUUAGAAUCUAUGAUUGAGUUUGUCUUUGAUAGCCAUUCCAGUAGUGCCAGGGAGGAGGAGGAGGAGGAGGUGAGGAGGGGUGGAGGGGUUGUGACCAAGCAACCAAGUGCCAAACGUGUGCAUAGUGAGCCAAGCAUGUCCGUUGACGACAUGUAUGUAAAAUCCUCUAUCAGACUAGCAUUAUGUAGAAUACCUGCAUGCUUCAAGAAAUUCCCAAUAUAUUACUAUCUAUGUAAAUGCAUCAUCACACACACACAAUAAUAUAUAUAUAU
This is a messenger RNA of Gadus chalcogrammus (walleye pollock), 3060 nucleotides long. RefSeq names its product WAS/WASL-interacting protein family member 2-like. Gene Ontology annotation, molecular function: actin binding. Bases 695 to 2143 code for a protein of 482 amino acids. Lineage: Eukaryota; Metazoa; Chordata; Actinopteri; Gadiformes; Gadidae. The transcript has 8 exons. The record is from RefSeq and is a predicted model, not a curated record.